AUGUACGUUGCUGGACCUCCACCUGGCCACGACGUAGCCCGACCACCGCCUCCUCAGACCCGCACAGGAGAGCCCGUCAUCCCCAAAUUGAAAGGAACACCCCAAGUUGUCGGUCUUGCUGGUGAUUCCGGCCUCAACCGCGACUCCGGCGGCUCUUGUCGAUUUGGUGACCGCAUCCUGUGGACCUAUCGUGACACCCAACUCUGCGCUCCCGAUGGAAGCCCACAAGAACUGCCCAUAAUAACCAGUACAGGAAGCUGGUCUGAUCUCGAACCCGGCGGCGGACCGAAGCUCGAAGGAGUCGGGAACAGAGACCCACUAAAGACCACAGUCCACCACCAAUACGGCGACAACCACAUCAACAACUGCGAGUCCGCCUACUUCCCGAUCCACACUCACGGCACCGGCCGCGUAGCCGGCAACCGCGAAGACGGCAGCCGCCACCCUUUCUGGCCCGACUCGCCUCCUCUCGUCGUCUCUCACCCCAACACCCCAAUCGUAGCCUACACCUGGAUCAAAAUCGAACACAUCAAAGGCCUCGAAGAUCUCGCCAAGAGUCCUCCUACAACUCUAUAUCGCACCACUCAAUCCUCGUCCUCCGACCGCAACGCCCUUCCCGAACCCAAAAUCGUCGACCCAAACUUCUGGAAAGAAGGCGAGAUCCCCUAUGGCGUCUACGGAAACCUUCUCUGGGAAGGCUACGCAUUCCUCUACGCUCACUUUGACGACACAACCGCUCUCGCCCGCGUUCCCGCUUCCGCCAUUGAAGACCGGAGUGCGUACGAGUACUUUGUCAACGGAGCGUGGACAUCCGCCCUCCCCAGCCGAGAUACCCCAGGAUUGAAUAUCGAGAACUCCAACGCUGGUGGGCAAGGGACAUACUUCUUCCACCCACCGUGGGAUUGCUUUGUCUGGAUUGGAGGCUCCAUUUUCCCCGGUGCUGCGAUGUUCAUUUGUACGGCUCCAGAUCCUACGGGGCCGUGGAAAAAUCAUGAUAAGUUUUGGGAAGGGCCGGGUGGGAAUGGAGGACUGCCGGCAUAUAGUGUGCAGGCGCAUCCGGGGAUGGCGAGGGAGGGGGAGAAUGUGGUGUGGGUUACAUAUACGAAGACGGAUAAGGCGGAGCAGACGGAUGCUUAUAGUACGCCGUUAGUAAGGGUUGAGUUUGAAUGA
This is a messenger RNA of Zymoseptoria tritici IPO323, 1170 nucleotides long. RefSeq lists its product as uncharacterized. Lineage: Eukaryota; Fungi; Ascomycota; Dothideomycetes; Mycosphaerellales; Mycosphaerellaceae. The record is from RefSeq and is a predicted model, not a curated record. Bases 1 to 1170 code for a protein of 389 amino acids. The transcript has a single exon.